This is a messenger RNA of Mya arenaria, 1203 nucleotides long. RefSeq lists its product as uncharacterized. The transcript is spliced from 11 exons. The coding region runs from base 1 to 1203 and encodes 400 amino acids. The record is from RefSeq and is a predicted model, not a curated record. NCBI's taxonomy places the organism in Eukaryota, Metazoa, Mollusca, Bivalvia, Myida, Myidae.
AUGUGGAAUCUAGCUAAAUCGUAUGUGCUGGUGUUGUAUCUGCAUGCAUGUAAAGGACAAAGCUGUCCCGAGAUUGCACAGUGGGUGGACUCGAUUACUGGAUUUUCCAGUGAAUACCCUACGACCGAAUCAUGGGGCGCUGUUCAGGUUAUUGGUCCUCCUGAUGUUUUCCCGAGUUACAGGAGUUCUGAAUUUGCCUGGUGUCCGUCUAGUGACAACUAUGAUGAUGACGAACAUCUCCAGGUAAUGUUCGCAAAACCAGUGUUGCUCACCGGUGUGGACGUUUAUGAAACAUAUCAUGCAGGCUUCACAACAAGGAUCCUUGCCUUUGAUGGCCAAAAUUGGGUCACCUUAUGGUCAACGUCGACACCAUAUUAUACAGCCGAAGUUCGCGUUCAUAGUCCAACUCUUAACGUGACUGGUAUCUUGACCAGGGAAAUAAGAGUACACGGGGACUGCAGACCAAGUGGCUCUUGGAUAGAAAUUGACGCCAUUCAGCUUCGUGGUUACGCUCCCUCUUGCGGACAAAGCUGUCCCGAGAUUGCACAGUGGGUGGACUCGAUUACUGGAUUUUCCAGUGAAUACCCUACGACCGAAUCAUGGGGCGCUGUUCAGGUUAUUGGUCCUCCUGAUGUUUUCCCGAGUUACAGGAGUUCUGAAUUUGCCUGGUGUCCGUCUAGUGACAACUAUGAUGAUGACGAACAUCUCCAGGUAAUGUUCGCGAAACCAGUGUUGCUCACCGGUGUGGACGUUUAUGAAACAUAUCAUGCAGGCUUCACAACAAGGAUCCUUGCCUUUGAUGGCCAAAAUUGGGUCACCUUAUGGUCAACGUCGACACCAUAUUAUACAGCCGAAGUUCGCGUUCAUAGUCCAACUCUUAACGUGACUGGUAUCUUGACCAGGGAAAUAAGAGUACACGGGGACUGCAGACCAAGUGGCUCUUGGAUAGAAAUUGACGCCAUUCAGCUUCGUGGUUACGCUCCCUCUUGCGGACAAAACUGUACCGAGCUUGCACAGUGGGUGGACUCGAUAUCUGGAUUUUCCAGUGAAUACGAAUAUGCCCGAGGAUGGGCAGCUGUUCAGGUUAUUGGUCCCCCUGAUGUUUACCCUAGUAACGACGGUUCUGAACUUGCCUGGUGUCCGUCUGAUGACAGUUAUGAUGGUGACGAACAUCUCCAGGUUGUGUUCAUUAAUAAUUGUUAG